UAUAUUUAAGCGCUGUCGCGGCAGGAGUGAAUCUGUCCGCUCUCAUUCGUUCGCUCGUUGUCUGCCUGCUGGCUGGUCUGGUCUAUUCAGGCAUUCAGAACUCGGAUUCACUCGGUGUGUAGCAUUUGAUCGAGCUUGAUUUGGAUAAUUCCGGAUCCCACUGAAGAAGUGUUUUCAGGGACGAUCCGGCGGGUGGAUAUUUUACCGUGUACAGACUGAAACGAUCCUUGGUUUGUUUUCUGCGCUUUCGCAGUGUGUGACAGAUUUGCGCUCUUGGAGCUCAGCGGUUGUGUGAAGUCGUUAAAAAUAACUCGAAAUAAUACCAGAAAGUAGCAAACAGCGUUUGGAUUCUAGUGGACGUAAAUCGCUUCGAAGCCAGAGAAAGAAGAAACCCGACGGAAUAUAAGUCCGACCAGACGCUUUGAUCUGUGCUCACAUUGUUGAGGUGUUUUUAUUGGCCAGCGUUUUUUUUUGUGUCUCCGGAGGAUAAUCACACCAGUUGAGAAGAAAUUGUGAUUUCUAUUCAUGCCGUAGCCGAAAGUGGUGGUCAUUAUUCAAAUGAGGCUGAGCCUGUGUUGAAAUUUGUGUACAUUAACCUACUUCGGAGUUUUGACCGGGACACAAUCAGAUUUUCUGUAGACGAAACCGAUUUGUGUCCGGAGUGAUCGUCGGUUUACUACUUCCCCACAGUGUGAAAUUGUGUGACCGGUUCUUUCUUUUCCAACAGAAACAGCGAACAACUGAACCAGAGAUUCUACAGCAGGACGCACGCACUUCUAUCGGUCUCCAGAUUCAUUAAUUUAUAAGUACCUCUAGCACCGUCGACAGUAUUAUGUCCAAUUCAUAUGUGACGAGUAACGCGAGACCAACUGCACGAUGGAAGCGUUUCCUCAAAUCAAAUUUACUCACCUUCCUCACGGUGCUCGGUGUGUUCGGUGGCACAACGUUAGGAUUAGUGCUCAAAGGACAAUCAGAACCAUGGACGCAGCGAGAAGUGAUGUACAUCCAGUAUCCAGGAGAUUUGUUCUUACGGAUGCUGAAAUGUCUGAUCGUGCCAUUGCUGGUAUCCUCCAUUACCAGCGCAAUCGGCUCGCUGGAUCUCAGCAUGUCGAAAAAGAUAGCAUUUAGGGCAAUUAUCUAUUACUUCAUCACCACGGUCUGUGCUGUGGUGCUGGGCAUCAUUCUUGUCAGUACGAUACGGCCCGGAUCGGGCAAGGAAAUGGGCAGCAUGAAGGGUAAGGCUACCACCCGACAAGUACUCACCGCCGAUACGCUUUUAGAUUUAAUCCGAAACUUAUUCCCACCGAAUAUAAUACAAGCUACCAUGUUCCAGUUUCGCACGCUUCUAGUCUCACCGGGAAAUGCCACUGAUGUUCCUCUCCAGCAGUACUCAAUCAAGUCGGAAUUCACCGAGGGUACCAAUGUGCUCGGUCUUGUCAUGUUCAGCAUAGUAUUGGGUGCAUGUAUCGGUAAAAUGCGGGAAGCCGGGCGACCCCUGCAGGCCGUAUUCGAAUCGCUAAGCGAAGCAAUGAUGAUCAUCACCUCAUGGGUUAUCUGGAUAUCACCGAUCGGUGUGUUCUUCCUGGUGGCCGCCAAACUGCUCGAGAUGGCAUCGUUCACCGAGGUACUCGGACAGCUCGGCUGGUACUUUAUAACGGUUAUGUUGGGACUGGUGUUGCACGGAUUCGGCACAAUAUCGGUAAUUUUCUUCAUUGCAACCCGGAAGAUCUCGUUCCCCUAUAUUGCUCAAAUGAGUCAAGUGCUGGCCACUGCCUUCGGAACUGGAUCCAGCUCGGCUACCAUGCCGAUCACGAUCCGAUGCUUGGAUAACAUGGGCAUUGAUCCACGUGUAACCCGAUUCGUUAUACCGGUUGGAGCCACCAUCAACAUGGACGGAACUGCUCUGUACGAAGCCGUUGCCGCCCUCUUCAUAGCGCAACUGCGACAAAUUCCACUUUCGUUCGGUCACAUAGUCGCUGUAAGUGUAACUGCCACUGCUGCAUCAAUCGGUGCCGCAGGUAUCCCGCAGGCCGGUUUAAUUACCAUGGUCAUGGUAUUGGAUACCGUUGGGUUGCCAGCUGAAGAUGUGACGAUCAUUAUCGCCGUUGAUUGGCUACUUGACCGAUUCCGCACGACCAUCAACGUCAUGUGUGACGCUCUGGGAACGAUACUCGUGAACGCUCUUUCGAAGAACGACUUAUCAUCGGUUCCGAUUGAGAUGCGCACAUAUUAAAAUGGACCAUUCGAAACUUUAUAUAAUCAUAUAUAGUUAUUAGCACGACGCCGAACCGCACGAGUUGGUCGAGCUCCGACAAGAUUGCAAUGAAAAAGAGUGAAGACAUCCCCCCAUCGAAUGUACCAUGUCAACCGAGAUCCGAAUUACUCUUGAAUUUCCCAUUUUAGUAUUCACCGUAAGGGUUAGCGUAUCAAAUCGAAGAAGACACAAAUAAUCUCCGUACCUCUCAUCCCGAGAUACGAAUGUGUUUUGGGCACUCAUGAUCAUCUAGCGUCGAAUGUUAUCAUGAGCGGAGUGAACAACAACAUGCUGCCGAAAGUGAUGAUACAUGGGAAAUCAUUUUCCCCUAAGGGGAUUCGAAUGUGAAGAAUGACGAAACAAAACUCGCUCCUUGUCUCCUGUCUCUACCUGUCUGUCUCAGUAACAUCGCCUCGUUUGUUAGAUAUAGCCAAUAGUGAGUGAAGAACACGAGCCAUUAUUAACAAAUGACUUGUAAUCCAACGUGUGUUAAUGUGUGGUUUUGCAUCCCCCAAUCUAUCCGCAUAAUAUCAAAUGAAAAUCCAAUCAACUUUGGAGCGACUUCACAGAGCUUGCACCGGUGCUAAACUCGACGAAGACUUCUCAAGCGCGGAAAGCCAAUAGAAACUCAAUGAAUUUGUCGUAUACUAGAAAUACAAGUAGUUUGUACAAGCUUAAGUCUAACAUUGAUGUUAAUAUUAACUGUAUAUUUUAAAAUACUUACAAAUAUACUUUGAUAAUUUA
This is a messenger RNA of Toxorhynchites rutilus septentrionalis, 2998 nucleotides long. It is a transcript of the gene Eaat1, whose product is annotated as excitatory amino acid transporter 3. Gene Ontology annotation, cellular component: plasma membrane. The coding region runs from base 833 to 2233 and encodes 466 amino acids. The record is from RefSeq and is a predicted model, not a curated record. Gene Ontology annotation, molecular function: glutamate:sodium symporter activity; L-glutamate transmembrane transporter activity; neutral L-amino acid transmembrane transporter activity. Gene Ontology annotation, biological process: L-glutamate transmembrane transport. The transcript has 11 exons. Lineage: Eukaryota; Metazoa; Arthropoda; Insecta; Diptera; Culicidae.